UUCCGCUUCUGUCGGCCGCCUUGGUGGAUGUAUUUCCGGUAGCGGCUGUUCGAGCGGCUGAAGCAAGAUGGGUCAAAGUCAGAGUGGUGGUCAUGGCCCUGGAGGUGGCAAGAAGGAUGACAAGGACAAGAAAAAGAAAUACGAACCUCCUGUACCAACAAGAGUGGGGAAAAAGAAGAAGAAAACAAAGGGACCAGAUGCUGCCAGCAAGCUGCCACUGGUGACACCUCACACUCAGUGCCGUUUAAAAUUACUGAAGUUAGAGAGAAUUAAAGACUACCUUCUCAUGGAGGAAGAAUUCAUUAGAAAUCAGGAACAAAUGAAGCCUUUAGAAGAAAAGCAAGAGGAGGAAAGAUCAAAGGUGGAUGAUCUGAGGGGGACCCCAAUGUCGGUAGGAACGCUGGAAGAGAUCAUUGAUGACAAUCAUGCCAUCGUGUCCACAUCUGUGGGCUCAGAACACUACGUCAGCAUUCUUUCCUUUGUAGACAAGGACCUGCUGGAACCAGGCUGUUCAGUCCUGCUCAACCACAAGGUACAUGCCGUCAUAGGGGUGCUCAUGGAUGACACGGAUCCCUUGGUCACAGUGAUGAAGGUAGAAAAGGCCCCCCAGGAAACCUAUGCUGAUAUUGGGGGUUUGGACAACCAGAUCCAGGAAAUUAAGGAAUCUGUGGAGCUUCCUCUCACUCAUCCCGAAUAUUACGAAGAGAUGGGUAUAAAGCCCCCAAAGGGGGUCAUUCUCUACGGACCACCUGGCACAGGUAAAACCUUAUUAGCCAAAGCAGUAGCAAACCAAACCUCAGCCACUUUCCUAAGAGUGGUUGGCUCUGAACUUAUACAGAAGUACCUAGGUGACGGGCCCAAACUCGUUCGGGAAUUGUUUCGAGUUGCGGAGGAACAUGCACCGUCCAUCGUGUUUAUUGAUGAAAUUGAUGCCAUUGGAACAAAAAGAUAUGACUCAAAUUCCGGUGGCGAAAGAGAAAUUCAACGAACAAUGUUGGAACUGUUGAACCAGCUGGAUGGCUUUGAUUCAAGGGGUGACGUGAAAGUUAUCAUGGCCACAAACCGAAUAGAAACUUUGGAUCCAGCACUUAUCAGACCAGGCCGCAUUGACAGGAAAAUUGAGUUCCCCCUGCCCGAUGAAAAGACUAAGAAGCGCAUCUUUCAGAUCCACACAAGCAGGAUGACGCUGGCCGAUGACGUGACCCUGGAUGACUUGAUCAUGGCUAAAGAUGACCUCUCCGGGGCCGACAUCAAGGCAAUCUGUACAGAAGCCGGUCUGAUGGCCUUGAGAGAACGCAGGAUGAAAGUAACAAAUGAAGACUUUAAAAAAUCUAAAGAAAAUGUUCUUUAUAAAAAGCAAGAAGGCACCCCUGAGGGGCUCUACCUGUAGCCACAUUUGCCUUCAAGGAGAUGGCCAGGAAGCUGCCAGAGGAACCUCGUCCAGUUGAUCUUUCUUAGCAAACCCCCCCCACCCCGUGCCCCUUUCUGAGCCUGAUGUGUAGGGCGCCCCCAGGCUGCCUUCCUGUGUCAGCCACGUGCAGUGUUCUCCCCUCAAUAAAGCGACUUCCUCCUCA
This is a messenger RNA of Hyaena hyaena (striped hyena), 1574 nucleotides long. It is a transcript of the gene PSMC1, whose product is annotated as proteasome 26S subunit, ATPase 1. Gene Ontology annotation, cellular component: proteasome regulatory particle, base subcomplex. The transcript is spliced from 11 exons. Gene Ontology annotation, molecular function: ATP binding; proteasome-activating activity; ATP hydrolysis activity. Gene Ontology annotation, biological process: proteasome-mediated ubiquitin-dependent protein catabolic process. Bases 68 to 1390 code for a protein of 440 amino acids. Lineage: Eukaryota; Metazoa; Chordata; Mammalia; Carnivora; Hyaenidae. The record is from RefSeq and is a predicted model, not a curated record.